GCUACUAACUUAUUCCACUCGGUGUAAGCAUGCAGGUAGAUAGCGCUUGUGGAAGCUAUGUUUUGGCUUUGUCUGUCUUCCUAUUAGUGACCUCUGCACUCAUAAAGCUUGGGGCAAGAUUCCCCUCGGUUUUUAGUACCAACGGGCAACCCAGUCAGCGAGCUACCGGCCGGACGACAGGUGGGCCCACAAAAACACGGCGUCCUUUGACACUGGGCCCGGUGACCCCCGGUUCAAGGGAAGACGAACAGGAGCCAGAUUAAACAAAGAACUCAGGACCACCCAGGGUGCCCCUUUAUUUCAAACCUACUGACCUAUGGAACAUGCUUCUUUAGAUACAAUGCUGAUUGAAGAUGUUAUCCUUGAACAGCGGCCGGGUCUCACAAUCCGCUCAGUUCUACGCACUCUCCGCGGUGUCAAUAAGUUGAAGCGUUCCGCCCCUCAGAAAUCGAAACUAUCUACCUUAGAUGUCUUGGAACGCGGCUAUAUGCGUCUCUUUGAAAAAGAAACGGCCAGUUUUGUCGUGAUCUUCGCAAGGACCGUCGCCAAUCUCGAGCUCGUUCAAGGAAUAUCUUCAUCGAGAGUGGCUCAAGAAUUCCCGAGAAUGAGUUUCCCAUCUUCCUUUCGUCACAACGAUGGCCGUCUUCCACCACCCAUCAUAAUUCCUAUGGGCCAUCGCCCGCAGAAUCCAUUCACACCUCGUGAGAACCGCUUACCGCUUCAGCAUCAGGGACCUCCGAUGAACGCCCCCCGCUUCGACUCUCAGGCACAUCGUAUGAAUCCCCCUAGCUUUCAUCCUCAACCCGAUCCCCGCUGCGCGGUCCCUCCUGGUCCCAUAACACCUUACGUAUCACAUGGACAUCCUGAAGUUUAUCACCAAAGCCAGGGACCUAGGCCAGUCUUCCAACCUCCGGGGCCAAAUCCCCGCAGAGAACCUGCCCAAGAACCUCCACCAUUUGUUAGGCCACCCCCAGAUCCAAUUCAGAGUAACAGAUACAAGGACGACAUAUAUUUGGAUGAAGGGGGAAACGGCUUCCAGAACGACGACCGAGGCUCUAGAUAUAUCAAAGAGGAGUUCCGAUACACCAACGACUGGCCCCAGAAUAGAUUGAGAAACCCGCCGGAGCGGUCUGAUCAGAAUUUCCAAAAACACCCAAGGCAAUCGAGUGCCUUUGAGCACGAUGACCCUCGAAAUCGCUCCAUGAGCAGCGAGAAGGGACCUCUUCAGAGUUACCAGGACACCAGCCGGAGUAUGCGGGAAACAGCAGAAGAAUGGCGGCAGCAGGCGAGUUUUUGCGCGUCUCAAAUUAGGGAAGAAAGGCAUUCCGAACAAAAUGAGAUGCUAAAUUCUGAACAAUGUGGCGGAGGCCAGAAAACAGCAACAGAUUUCAGAAGAGAAAGGCGUUUUCAACGACAGAUGGAGAGAAUUUCCCAAGAACAGUGCAGAGGCGCCCGAGGGCCAAGCCUUUCGAAAUGGGCUUCCUCCGUUACCAGGCCGAUGGCUCCCAGGCGGCGCGGUUCCGAGUCGAGCUGCUCGACUUCACCCGAUGAAGCCAUUGACAAUUAUCAGCGGGAGCCUGUUGCCUAGAAGAAAUGCAGUGUUUGCCGGAGCUUGCGCCAUGACAAAGGGAAGCCUUGAGUCA
Colletotrichum acutatum is the source of this 1643-nucleotide messenger RNA. RefSeq lists its product as uncharacterized. The record is from RefSeq and is a predicted model, not a curated record. The transcript has a single exon. NCBI's taxonomy places the organism in Eukaryota, Fungi, Ascomycota, Sordariomycetes, Glomerellales, Glomerellaceae. The coding region runs from base 317 to 1588 and encodes 423 amino acids.